UGUUUGCUAACUGCCACCAUAGCAGAAGAAGAAGGGGGACCAAGAGGAAAAAAAGAAAGGAAAAAACAGAAAAAGCCCUGUCCUCUCCGCACGAGAGGCCAGCGAUGGCACUGCUUUACGGGUUAAUAUGGCGGCUUCUUUUAGCUGUAGUCCGCAUCAAAAGAGCGACAAUUUCAUGGCUCCGAGUCUGCCUUCGAACAUGGCGAGGCGGCUUCUGGCAGCGGACAGUGGCUGCGCUGCUCCUGCCGGUUCCUGUGUCUGAGUUCCCGGACCACCAGAAGAAGGCCAGUCCUGACCAGAAUUCUGAUAGUGACGAUGUUCGUAGGGGCACUGGAAGCUGUCAGUCUCGUUGGAUAUCUGACGGGAAUUCUCUGGAGAAAAUACCGGUUCACAUCGGCUUUGUAGUGGUGGAGGAAGAGCUCAGCUACAAGGACGUCGCCAACAUGGUGGUGUGGUGUAUGGCUGUCGGUGUUUCCUACGUCAGCGUCUACGAUCAUCACGGCAUUUUCCAGAAGAACACCUCCUGUCUUCAGGAAGAGAUAGUGAGGCAACAACAAAGCUUGUUGGGUGGAGAUGACUCUAGAUACAAUAUGGAGUUAUUGAAAAACAGCACAGACGAGCCACAGCACUUUGUUGUGUCAUGUAGACCCAUGGUGAAGGUGCUGUCUCCAGAAGAUGGAAAGCAUAGUAUAGUCCUGGCAGCAAGAAAGCUUUGUCACUCUGUGGAGAAGAAGGAGUGGACCUCCAAAGACAUAAGUGUGUCCAUGUUGGACAUACUUCUUAGAGAGUCCAAAAAUAUCCCGGACCCUGAGUUGGUGGUGAAGUUUGGUCCCGUGAACAGCACGUUGGGCUUCCUCCCUUGGCACAUCAGACUCACAGAAUUCAUUUCGCUUCCCUCCCACAAAAAUGUUUCGUAUGAGGACCUGUUUGGCGCCCUGCAGCAGUAUAGUUCCUGUCAGCAGCGGCUUGGACAAUGAUAUGCAAACUGUUCUGCUCUUCAGAGAGAAAUGGGCGUGAAGUUUAACCUUUUUUAUUCUGGAUUAAUGGUGAAAUCCUUGCUGCUUGUGAUGUUCUUCACUACGACGCCCUCCUAUCUUUUUCUUCUGGACUAAAACAUUUAGGACGGUUAAAGAUGUGGAAACAAGGACUUAUGGCCAGCUAGUCUUCUACAAUUAGCUCAUGUUUUUGAUAGCGACGUUACAGCAUUUAUGAAACAUAACACUGCAAAUCAGUGGGAGAUGAGAUGGCCCGACAGAUGAACUUAAGUCUAGGAGGACUGUCUGUAAUAACCUUGUUUUGAAAAAUGUGCUUUAUCUCCCCAACCUUUCUGUGUGUUCUUUGUCUAUCAGUUUGAGAAAUUGAAUUUCCUUUAAAAUAACAGAACCAUUGCAUCAGUCUUCAGUUGGCAUUCUCUAAACAACUACAGCUACAAUUUUGGAUGAGUUUUCACUGUAUUUAGCCUGGAAGAGGGUUUGGUGCCCCCCCCCCCCCCCCC
Fundulus heteroclitus (mummichog) is the source of this 1495-nucleotide messenger RNA. It is a transcript of the gene nus1, whose product is annotated as NUS1 dehydrodolichyl diphosphate synthase subunit. Lineage: Eukaryota; Metazoa; Chordata; Actinopteri; Cyprinodontiformes; Fundulidae. The coding region runs from base 105 to 977 and encodes 290 amino acids. The transcript has 5 exons. Gene Ontology annotation, cellular component: dehydrodolichyl diphosphate synthase complex; endoplasmic reticulum membrane. The record is from RefSeq and is a predicted model, not a curated record. Gene Ontology annotation, molecular function: ditrans,polycis-polyprenyl diphosphate synthase [(2E,6E)-farnesyl diphosphate specific] activity.